AUGCCGCGCUCCUUCCUCGUGGAUUCUCUGGUGCUGCGGGACACGGGCGAGAAGAAGGUGCCCGAGGGCACCCACGCCCCGCUCUUCCCCUACGCGGUCCAUCACCCGCCCCAUGCCCUCCACGGGCUGUCGCCGGGCGCCUGCCACUCGCGCAAGGCCGGGCUGCUGUGCGUCUGCCCGCUCUGUGUCACCGCCUCGCAGCUGCACGGACCCCCGGGGCCGCCCACCCUCCCGCUCCUCAAGGCCUCCUUCCCCCCGUUCGGCUCGCAGUUCUGCCACUCGCCCCUGGCUCGCCAGCACUCGUCCGUCGCCUCCGGGGUCAGCCACGGGCCGGCCGCCGCCCUCUACCAGACCGCCUACCCCCUGCCGGACCCCCGGCAGUUCCACUGCCUCUCCGUGGAUGGCACCUCCAGCCAGCUGCCGAGCAGCAAGAGGAUGCGGACGGCCUUCACGAGCACGCAGCUGCUGGAGCUGGAGCGCGAGUUCUCGUCCAAUAUGUACCUGUCCCGGCUGCGACGCAUCGAAAUCGCCACCUACCUCAACCUGUCCGAGAAGCAGGUGAAGAUCUGGUUCCAGAACCGUCGCGUCAAGCACAAGAAGGAGGGCAAGGGAGGGGGCGGCCACCGGGCCGGGGCGGCAGGAGGGGGUCCAGCCCAUCCCUGCAAGUGCUCCACCCUCCCUCCCGCCAAGGGCUCCGAGGACGACGACCUGCCCAUGUCGCCCUCUUCGUCGGGGAAGGACGAGGGGGAGCUCACCCCAUAG
Molecule: messenger RNA, 762 nt
Organism: Ornithorhynchus anatinus (platypus)
Lineage: Eukaryota; Metazoa; Chordata; Mammalia; Monotremata; Ornithorhynchidae
Gene: GSX1
Product: GS homeobox 1
Exons: 2
Coding region: 1-762 (253 amino acids)
Biological process (GO): regulation of DNA-templated transcription
Cellular component (GO): nucleus
Molecular function (GO): DNA-binding transcription factor activity, RNA polymerase II-specific; sequence-specific double-stranded DNA binding
Source: RefSeq, a predicted model, not a curated record